Ctenopharyngodon idella (grass carp) is the source of this 2978-nucleotide messenger RNA. It is a transcript of the gene ptgr2, whose product is annotated as prostaglandin reductase 2. Gene Ontology annotation, biological process: prostaglandin metabolic process. The record is from RefSeq and is a predicted model, not a curated record. Gene Ontology annotation, molecular function: 15-oxoprostaglandin 13-reductase [NAD(P)+] activity. NCBI's taxonomy places the organism in Eukaryota, Metazoa, Chordata, Actinopteri, Cypriniformes, Xenocyprididae. The coding region runs from base 145 to 1191 and encodes 348 amino acids. The transcript is spliced from 9 exons.
UUGCAGCCAAUCAGAAGAGCGCCUGGGUGUCAUGUGAUUAUUUCAGGAAGAUAUGCAGUUGCUGCAAGCCAGAUUGUAAGAAGAUAUAAGUUCUGACUAGGCAAGUUUUAAAAAAAACGUUGAGUAAUAAAAUAAGAAGGGAAAAUGUUGAAUGUAAAAAGAGUUUUGUUGCGCUCCCGGCCAGGCAAAAACGGUCAUCCGGUUCCAGAGAAUUUUCGUGUAGAGGAGAUUAGGAAAUCCCCCGAGUUGAAACAAGGACAAGUGUUAGUUCGGACACUUUAUCUCUCAGUUGACCCUUACAUGCGCUGUCGCAUGAACGAUGAUACUGGAGCGGACUACCUGUUGCCAUGGAAAUUAGAUGAGUGUGUGGAUGGAGGUGGAGUUGGUAUAGUCGAGGCCAGCAAGAAUCAGGCAUUAUCUGUGGGCACUAUCGUCACCUCCUUCGAGUGGCAUUGGCAAACCUACGAUGUGUUGGAUGGCAGCCUUUUGCAAAAGGUUGACCCAGAGAUGGUAGAUGGUCACCUGUCAUAUGCUCUAGGAGCGGUAGGCAUGCCUGGCCUCACUGCUCUUUUAGGUGUGAGAGAGAAGGGUCAUGUGACUGCAGGAUCCCACCAGACAAUGGUCAUCAGUGGAGCAGCUGGAGCUUGUGGGUCAGUUGCUGGACAGAUUGCGAGAUUGGAUGGUUGUGAGAGAGUUGUGGGCAUUUGCGGAUCCGACCAGAAAUGCCAGACCUUGGUAACGGAGCUGGGCUUUACAGCAGGGAUAAACUACAGAAAAGGAGAUAUCAGCUCAGCGCUGAGAGAGCAGUGCCCCAAAGGCAUUGAUAUAUACUUUGACAAUGUAGGCGGUCCCAUCAGCGAUGCUGUUAUAUCACAGAUGAAUCCCGGUGGUCAUGUGAUCCUGUGCGGCCAAAUCUCACAGUACAAUAAGGAUGUGCCUUAUCCACCUCCUCUAAGUGAGGAUACCCAAGAAGCUUUGCGUCGCAACAACAUUACAAGGGAAAGAUUUAUAGUAUUGAACUACAUGGAGAAAUUUGAAGAAGGUCUUAUGCAGCUCAGCCACUGGGUAAAGAUGGGCCAGAUAAAGGUGUUGGAAACAGUUGUGAAUGGUAUAGAAAACAUGGGAGAAGCGUUCUGCUCCAUGAUGACUGGAGGCAACGUAGGUAAACAAGUUGUCAAAAUUUCAGACUGACUCAAACAAAGUGCAUCUAGAGGCCUUGUGGGAGUUGUGCGGUGUAGUCGUUAUAAAUCUGGGCUGGUAACCCAAAAGUUGGUAACCCAAAGGUUGCUAACCCAAAGGUUACUAAAAAGCACUCUAUUGUUGCCUUUUGAAAAGAUAUUUGAGGUUGCUCCAGUGGGGCUGUCCCUUUAAGUGUGCUGUAUGUCACUUUAGAUAAAGGCAUCAGAUAAACUGACGAGUUUAAAAUAAAAUUAAUUUAAAUUAAAAUUGUCCAUUUUAAACUAAAUUUAAUGUCAGUUUCCUGUAAUAUAUUGAUAGUUUAAUUAAAAAAAAGUUUGAUUAAAAGAAGUUUGUCACUAAAAACUUACAUUCUGUUAGUUUAUGAACAGAUUAUAUGUAACAGAAAUCUUAGUCUCACCAAGGCUGCAUUUAUUUGAAAAAAAAAGAAAGUAAAAAUAGCUAUAUUGCGAAAUAUUAUUUCAAUUUAAAAUAACACAUGAUCCUUCAGAAAUCAUUCUAAUAUGCUGAUUUGAUCCUCAAGAAACAUUAACUUAUUAUUUUUAAUGUUGAAAAGUUCAAAAGCUCAGCGUUUAUUUGCAAUAGAAAUCAUUUGUAACCUUAUAGAUGUCUUUACUGUCACUUUCGAUCAAUUUAAUGCAUCCCUGCUGAGUAAAAGUAUUAUUUUCUUUUAAAAAAUUCUUACUGACCCCAAACGUUUAAACAGUAGUAUAUGUGGCAGUUAUCAAGAUGGUGACAUGUUUGAAAAUAGUCUAUUAGAUUAGUUUUAUCUCUUACAAGUACAUUAAUUAUUAUAUUAUAUUAAAGACAGAUUACAAACUCUAAUACAUUUACAUGAAAAGGACACCACAAAAUAUGAAAGUCACAAUAUGAAACCCCUUUACUUUGUUAUACAGUACAUAAAUACAGCCAGAUAAAUCAAUUCCAAUGCAAGAUGAUUCAGAGGUCCAGAAAUGUGGGAAAUAUAAAUUGAGGUCAUUUUCAUGUGGAUAAACAACAUUGUCUGCUGAAUAAAGAGUUUCUUUUUGAGGUGACGCCAAUUUUUAAAAGUAAAUUCUGAAUAAGUAAAUAUGCAUUCAUCUUUCACUGAAAAGAAACUAUUUUUGUGUCUUCCACACAAAAAAAUGUGAAUAGCACUUUCUAACAUCAGUGGAAUUACAAAAGCCACAUGAUCACAGAAACAGAGAAUGCCCAUAAAACAGUGCAGAACAACUGGAAGGAAUAUACAUUACAAUAUCAAUAUGUGGAUGAAUACGUUAAAAUAAUUAAAAAAUUAAAUACAGCAUUUAAAACCAAAUCACAUAUAAGCAGAUAUUUCUUCAUCAAACAUUCAAAGUCCUAUUGGUUCACCACAAAUCUAGAUUAACAUGUACUGAGUAAAUGUGGAAUCUUCUAAAAAUGUUCGUUCUCACUAUCGUGUGCCUUAAAACUGCAACAAAACUCUUUCAAAAUAACAUUCAGGUCAUUGAAAGACAAACUAGAGCAGCCUAUUGUUCAAGUCUUUACUUUCCUGAGAGAGAACAGAGACCUUGAGUGACCCGACAAAAUAGGAAUGUCAGUGAAUCCACCAGAAACUUGUGUUACAGCUUACUCUGUCACCUGUCAAGAGGAUUAUGGGGGCAAAAAAUGACAGACCUCAAUGACAACACAAAGUUUCUUUUCAAACUAGCCCCCGAAAAUGUCAAUUGUCUUUAGGUUGUUUGUGUGGUUUGUAAUUGUGAAAAACCAACUAUAAAAGAGCUGUUUAACAACGUUUCUCUAAUAAACAUAACAGAAUUGUG